Molecule: messenger RNA, 1595 nt
Organism: Solea solea (common sole)
Lineage: Eukaryota; Metazoa; Chordata; Actinopteri; Pleuronectiformes; Soleidae
Gene: nfil3
Product: nuclear factor, interleukin 3 regulated
Exons: 2
Coding region: 292-1584 (430 amino acids)
Biological process (GO): regulation of DNA-templated transcription; circadian rhythm; DNA-templated transcription
Cellular component (GO): nucleus
Molecular function (GO): DNA-binding transcription factor activity; DNA binding
Source: RefSeq, a predicted model, not a curated record
UGACCUACUAACACAGAUCCAUGAGUCAGUAACCAGUGAGUCCACCUUGAAAGCAAGAGUCCUUGGGAGGAGACUGAGCUCGGUUCUCGGGAACUGUAGCUUUCUAUCGCCGCGCUUGAUUCGUUGUUGGCUGAUGGGAAAGUCACCUGUGGCUGAUACGCGGUGGAAAAGCAGAGAGCAGCUCCUCCAGCCGGCGGUUACAACAGAUUUCCUCAAGUGGAUGAACUGGAUGUGGUAGUUGCCAAUAAUCUAUACACACACAGUAUGUUGCACAGCUGAAGAGUCGUCGGCAUGUUGUCAGUUGUUGACAGUAAUAUGCAAUCAGUCAAACAAGAGGUGGACUCGAGUGAGUCUUAUAGUGGAGAAGAUGCUCUGGUCCUGGCGGUGGCUCUGCAGGGAGCCAACAGAGACCUGAUGGGCCCCCAAAGAUCUGCAAUUCCAUUCAAGGCUAAAACCUCCUGUCGCAGGAAAAGAGAGUUUAUCCCAGAUGAGAAGAAAGACAACAUUUACUGGGAGAGACGUCGCAAAAACAACGAGGCAGCCAAGCGCUCCAGGGAGAAGCGGCGCAUCAACGACAUGGUGCUCGAGAACAAGCUGAUGGCUCUCGGAGAGGAAAAUGUCUCGCUCAAAGCCGAGCUGCUGUCGCUGAAGCUUAAAUUUGGCUUGGUGAGCUCGGCUGCAUAUGCACGAGAGGCUCAGGAGUUGUCCAGCUCCGCGGCAGUCGACCUCUACCAGGAGCUUGUUCCGCCCUCUCCUGACAAAGGCUCUUACAGCAGGGACGUGGAACCUCUUCACUUGCGAAGUAGCUGCAUAUCAGUAAUCAAGCAUUCACCUCACAUGCCUGAGGCAUACACCGCAACUCAGGGAACCCUCAGCCUCUGCAGGAGCACACAAGUCAAGCAAGAACCAGCAGAGAAUGGCAGCUUUGUACAGGAGAGCAGCAGUCCCUAUGAGCUGUACAGAAACUGCAUGAGCAGCCCUCUGCCUGGUGUCUGCUCACAGCCCGCCUCCUUCCUGCAGGCCACCAGCUCAUCCAGUAACUCCCCCAGGAGCUCUGACGACGGCGCUGUGAGCAAAUCGUCAGAUGGUGAGGAUGAGCAGCAGGUCCCUAAAGGGUUCAUGGCGACUGCAGUCGGCCCAACAAGCGUCAUUGUAUCCACACACAAAGUGCCUGAUGCCAGUUCUUCAGCGUUGCCCCAUAAACUGCGCAUCAAAGCCAGAACCACCCAAAUCAAGGUGGAGCCCGUUGACCCUGAAUAUGAGUUCCCUAGAAGGUCCCGUCCAGUUGGCGGCGCGGAGCACACGCAGCCUCCAGUGUGUCCUCUGUCAGUGCAGGUCACCAACAUGCAGGGCUGGAGCCAGUGCUCUGAGCCGUGGCACAGAAGCGGCACAGAGACACUGUGGGACGUCUACAAGAGCAGCAGACGCAGCCCAAGCAUUGCCUCCAACACGACCUCUAUGGAUGUCAGAGAACCUUCCUCACUGGCUGAGGUCUCGGACCUCGACGCUCUCCCUUUGAAAAGACUGGUGGCAACACAGCAAGGUUCUGUGAUCGAGUCAAACAAGAGCAGCGCGCUCCUCUGAAUAACCUCUGU